AUGUCGCCUACUUCGUUGGGUGACGCUGCGACUAAUAAUAAUGGUGUCAGUCCUCCCUUUGCCGGUCCUGGUCCUGGUAGUGUGAAUGCUAUGACAUCGUCCCCAUCUGCUCGCGUGGGAGAAGGGCCGAGCCCCCUAGGCGUUCGACCCGAUCGACCUUGUGAUGGCUGUCGACGUCGCAAGAGUCGCUGCGUCAUCAAUCCCGAUGCUGCCUCGUGUGUGAUGUGCCAAUUCCACAAGCAGGCCUGUACCUUUAUCGAAGACGCCGCUCCACGGAGACGAAAGCAACCCAACAACAACAACACCAACAAUAACCACGUCUACAACAACCACAACACCGUCACUGGAGGCACUGUCAGUUCCGAGAAUGCUUCGGUUGCUUCCCUAGCUCGGCAAAGACGCUCGUGA
This is a messenger RNA of Fonsecaea nubica, 408 nucleotides long. RefSeq lists its product as hypothetical. The record is from RefSeq and is a predicted model, not a curated record. The transcript has a single exon. Gene Ontology annotation, cellular component: nucleus. Bases 1 to 408 code for a protein of 135 amino acids. Gene Ontology annotation, molecular function: zinc ion binding; DNA-binding transcription factor activity, RNA polymerase II-specific. Lineage: Eukaryota; Fungi; Ascomycota; Eurotiomycetes; Chaetothyriales; Herpotrichiellaceae.